AUGGCGGCUGAGCAAGAACUCGACGUCUCAAACCGUUCGUGGCUUCAUAUGAUAUCUGCUUUCCGCGCCUUGGAACCGCCCGACGCCGUGAUUUCCAUAGCCAGGGAAUUAGGCGGAGGUUCAAUAACGGAGAGUGUUCAGAGCUGCAUAUGGCGCCACUGUAUAAGCAAAGCUGACUUGAAGUGGCAGGGCCCUUAUUUGAAAAGAUUCCUCAAGAAACUAAUAUUCGAAAUCGAAUCGGGUGGUGGCCUCGUUUUGGAUGAAUUGUAUGAACAAUAUGCUUCAUAUAUGAUCUCUUUGCAGGAUGAUGAGGCCGAUCAAGGGAACUCGAGAGUAUUGAAAACAAUCACAUUUCUUUUCCCUAAUGGAGAUUCGUCUGGAUUUGGAAGUUGCCUAGAGAACUUAGAAGUUCCACUGAGGUGUUCUGUGAACAUGCUGGAAGGUGAUACUGGGUGCUCUAUUUGGCCAUCAAGUCUUUUCCUGUCGGAAUUUAUAAUUUCUUACCCAGAACUAUUCGCAAAUAAAUCUUGCUUUGAGUUUGGCUCCGGGGUGGGAUUGGUUGGUGUAUGUCUUGCCUAUGUGAAAGCAUCUAAGGUAAUACUAAGUGAUGGCGAUUUGUCAACUUUAGCCAAUAUGAAGGUUAACUUGGAACUGAAUCACUUGAGCCCAAGAAAUCAUACAUUAGGCAACCUUUUACAUCAUGAUAUGGUGAAUAUUGUUUGUUUGCCAUGGGAAUCUGCAUCAGAAGAUGAUCUCCGUUGUUUUGCCCCUGACGUAAUUUUAGGAGCUGACAUCAUUUACGACCCUUCAUAUCUUCCUCAUCUCGUUCGGGUGUUGGUUGUCCUUUUGAAAAACAGUCAUUCAGAUUCUGAAAUUAACAAUAGUCGAGAAUUUUGCGCCCCCCAAGAAGAAAAAACGACAGGACGUGUUUUGCCUAACGGUGGACUUGGCCGUGUCGCGUAUUUUGCCUCGGUUAUUCGUAAUAUCGACACCUUCAAUUGUUUUGUUGAGCUGGCCGAAGGGGCGAAUCUCGUGGUCACGGACCUCACCGAAAAUGUCCGGGUGUCGACUUUUCUUCCGUACCUAAGAUCGUACCCUCGGUCUACAAUAAGGCUAUUCAGAAUUCAUAGGUAA
Molecule: messenger RNA, 1134 nt
Organism: Striga hermonthica
Lineage: Eukaryota; Viridiplantae; Streptophyta; Magnoliopsida; Lamiales; Orobanchaceae
Source: the annotation of a GenBank genome assembly